AUGGAUUAAGGGAAUCAAUAAAAUCUCAAUUAAACGCCUUAUGAUGCCGCUUCCUAUCAAACUAACCUUCACUAGGCCUAGUUCUCAUAGCACAUGGUCUAGUUUGAUCAAUAGAAGUAAUAAUAGCUCUAAAGUACCGAUUACCCGAGUUAAUUUGGAGGCUAAAUAGCACAAUAGGAUCAUGUAAUGUCAGUUUAAUAUCAAUCUCAGCCCAUUGAUGACAAAUAAAAUCCGGGUGUAGUUUACAAUCACUCUCAAGUCUCUGCUAAUAUGCAAGGCUUCUACUAGGCACCUAUGUAUUAAGCAGAAUUGUCUGAUUAAUUUAGGUAACAGUAGGAAGUCCCAGGAUAUCAAUAAUAGGUUAUCUAUCAGAUGGAUCAUAGUCAGCAUAACUAAAUUCUUGGUAAUCAGCAAUUUGCACUGUAAAAUCAAGUAGCCCUAGAAUAAGCCUCCUAAAAUAUAUAGCCACCUUCAAUUAACGCCACUCCUUCAUUUGGAUAGCAGCAGUAUAAUUAGUUCUAACAGUAGCCUAGAGUUUUGACUCAGCAAAUCCCUCAGUAAAUUCCGCAAUAAUAAAAUGAAGUACCGCAAACUACUCAUAACUAAAUGAAUAAUUAAAUCCCAUCUGGCUAAUUAUAAUAGCAUACUACCUAAAUUAAGGUAGAGGAAGAAAGAGGUCUGAAUGGCAGAGCAAAUUAUCAUGAGUCAUCACCAAGAUUGCAAAAUAACCAAGGAUAUUCCUAGAGUCAAUUACAACAGCAGUAAAUAAAUAAUAGAGCACCAGUUCAGUAGCAACAUGUGUAAUAGUAAUAAUCUCCUUACAUGCAAUAAAUGAACAGACCACCUUAAAAUUCACAAUCGGGAUAUUAGCAGGCUGGAUCUAAUUUCCAAAGACCUUAGACUCUGGGUUCUCAGAUGAAUUAAUCAUCAGGACAAAAUCAGUAAAUUCAAAACUUCGUGAAGUUACUGAUUGAACUAGUGAAAAAAGGUGAAAUAGAUUAGGUUAUGCAAGAAAUAAACAGAGCAGGUAUCGAGGCUAGCAAUCUUGUAGAUGAGACCAAUUUCAAGUAGACUCUAGUUUUCUCAGCUACUCUUAUUCCUGAUGAUGCUAGAUCAGUUUAGAUGGUUUAAGUUCUAAAGCAACUCGGUGUCAGCCCUUCAUAACCUGAUACUCUUAGUCAAACUGCUUUGUAUUAUGCUGCCAGAGAAGGCAAAAAUCAAUUGUGUGAUUAUCUCAUUGAAAACGGCUGUAAGGUGAAUCAUAUCGAUACCUAUGGUUAGAAUCCAAUCUUCUAUGCUUGUAGAGAAGGCAAACUAGAAACAGUAAAGUCUCUCAUCGCAAAAGGCAGUGAUGCUGACCUAGUAGAUAACAACGGCUAGACCCCAAUAUUUUAUGCAAUCAAGCAUGGUAAAAUUGAAGUAGUUGAAACUCUAAUUGAAUAUGGAGCAAAGCUUGACACAAGUGAUAAAAAGGGAUUAAAUGUCAUUCAAUGGACAAAGAGAUCGAAGAAAGAUCAUAUCAUGGACCUCUUAGUAAAGAAAGGAGCUUAGCCUCCUCAAGAUCCCAAUCAAAAGAAUAAAGGCGGCAAAAGCAAAGCAGCUCCUGUCGCUCCUCCUUAACCAAGGGUUAAUGAAAAGAAAAUUCCAUUUAGGUAUCAAUUAACGCUCUUAAAGGAUGGGCAAUAUCAGCCUUUAUCUGAUGAUGAGUGGUAGGCAUUCAAACAAGAAAACCCAGAUCUUGUAAAGUACUUCGAAUCCCCAGAUGAUCCCAAUGUAUGUUAGGACCUCUAAAUUCCGGAUGUCUUAGAUAUAGCUCCUAUCUAUGACUGCUGGGAUAAGGCAGCUAAGAGAAUGAUACAGAGCUUGUGGAAACAUCAAAACUCCUGGAUUUUCUAUGAGCCAGUUGAUCCUGUCAAGCUAAACAUCCAUGACUAUUUUGAAAUCAUCAAACAGCCAAUGGACCUCUCUACGAUCAAAUAAAAGCUAUCUAACAAUUAGUAUGAUAAGAUGUAUGAGUUCCUCACAGAUGUACAACUAAUGUUUGAUAACUGCAUCCUAUAUAAUGGAGAAUCUACUCAAGUUAGUAUCCUCUGUAAAACUGUUAGAGAUGAGUUCCACAAGAUCUACAAAAAUCUAAAUAUUGAUUUCUAUAUAUGA
Molecule: messenger RNA, 2157 nt
Organism: Stylonychia lemnae
Lineage: Eukaryota; Ciliophora; Spirotrichea; Sporadotrichida; Oxytrichidae
Source: the annotation of a GenBank genome assembly